AAUGAGACUUAGCCAUUAGUGAUGGAAAACACCAACGUAGUUCUAUUGCUUUGCUUCAUUCUUAUGGCUAUUGCUAUGCCAAUAGCUCAAGGAGUUGUCUUAGGACCCAAAGCUGUUGAUCAAUGGUUCCAGAAGCUUCCUAAUGCAAAGCAAAAGGUGACCAAAUUUCAUUUCUAUUUCCACGACAUUGUGAGUGGGAAGAAUCCAACUGCAAUUUCAAUAGUCCAGCCCAACAUGACUACUAAUAAAUCCCCAACUUUCUUUGGUUCUGUUGUAAUGAUAGACGACCCACUAACAGUUGGGCCAAAGCCCAAUUCGACGAUAGUGGGUCGAGCCCAAGGAAUUUAUGGUUCAGCUGAUCAAAACGAGUUUGGUCUGAUCAUGGCACUUAACUUUGUGUUCACCACUGGCAAAUACAAUGGGAGCACACUGAGUGUUCUUGGUAGGAACCAACCAUUUCAUAAGUACCGUGAAAUGCCGAUCAUUGGUGGUUCGGGGAUUUUCCGAUUGGCUCAGGGGAUUGCCACCGCGAAGACUUACCGGAUGAAUAUGAACACUGGGGAUGCUAUUGUUGAGUAUAGUGUUAUAGUCUUGCAUUACUAAUAUUUGGUGCUUUGCUUUUUUAUUUUAUCAUUGUUAAGAGGUCUUGGAUCAUCCUAUUUAAUGUCUUUUGUUUUCUUAGUUUGAUUUUUUUUUUUU
Lycium ferocissimum is the source of this 699-nucleotide messenger RNA. Its product is annotated as dirigent protein 22-like. The transcript has a single exon. NCBI's taxonomy places the organism in Eukaryota, Viridiplantae, Streptophyta, Magnoliopsida, Solanales, Solanaceae. The record is from RefSeq and is a predicted model, not a curated record. Bases 22 to 603 code for a protein of 193 amino acids.